Messenger RNA from Branchiostoma belcheri (Belcher's lancelet), 2960 nucleotides. Its product is annotated as gastrula zinc finger protein XlCGF57.1-like. The record is from RefSeq and is a predicted model, not a curated record. Gene Ontology annotation, cellular component: nucleus. Gene Ontology annotation, molecular function: RNA polymerase II transcription regulatory region sequence-specific DNA binding; DNA-binding transcription factor activity, RNA polymerase II-specific. The coding region runs from base 106 to 1353 and encodes 415 amino acids. The transcript has 3 exons. Gene Ontology annotation, biological process: regulation of transcription by RNA polymerase II. Lineage: Eukaryota; Metazoa; Chordata; Leptocardii; Amphioxiformes; Branchiostomatidae.
UUUGAUUACGUUUUUCCGCCAUUUUGAGCCGUGCGAGGGUGUCAUUUCUCUCCAAUCUGAGGCGAUUUCCAACCUACUCUGGGCAGUUUUGAGAGACAGAAAAUUAUGGACCCAAGAAGCUGUGAGAUUCCAGCGGACGAGCUGCCAACUUUCCACCCUGGGAACGAGACAAGCAGCAGCGAGGACCCGGCAACAGUCACGGGAGGACAGCAGGACAAGGAAGAGGACAUUCUAUCGGAAGAAACUUACGGGGUAAACUCUGUCCAUCUUCCCGUACAGAGUCAAACAGAGCAGACGGACGGGCCUGUGGUGAAAGGUACUGUGGAGAAACGCUUCAAAUGUGACCUGUGUGACUAUUCUUCUAUACGGAGGGGGCAUUUAGACCGACACAUGGCUAGACACACUGGAGACAAGCCAUACAUGCGUGGGGAGUGUGGAUACAGGACGGCUGACAGACGUAACCUAUCCAGGCACAUGAGAAAACAUACAGGGGAAAAACCUUACAAGUGUGACCAGUGUGACUAUUCUGCUGCAUAUAAAGUCAGUUUAGACUCACACAUGGCUAAACACACCGGAGACAAACCCUACAUGUGUGGGAAGUGUGGAUACAGGACGGUUCACAGGUCUAGCCUAAUUAAAGUUCAUUUAGAAGAUCACAUGGCUAAACACACUGGAGACAAACCCUACAUGUGUGGGGAGUGUGGAUACAGGACAGCUCACAAUUCUUAUCUUACUGUACAUAUGAGAAAACAUACAGGAGAGAAACCCUACAAAUGUGACCAGUGUGACUAUUCUGCUGCAACGAAAAGCAAUUUAGACCGACACAUGGCUAAACACACUGGAGACAAACCCUACAUGUGUGGGGAGUGCGGAUACAGGACAGGUGACAGGUCUCGCCUAGUCUUACACAUGAGGACACAUACAGGGGAGAAACCCUACAAAUGUGACCAGUGUGACUAUUCUGCUGCAACGAAAAGCGACUUAAAAGGGCACAUACUUAAACAUACCGGAGACAAACCCUACAUGUGCGGGGAGUGCGGCUUUAGGACGGCUGGCAGGACUAGCCUAACGAAACAUAUGAGAAAACAUACUGGGGGAAAACCCUACAAGUGUGACCAAUGUGACUAUUCUGCUGCGCGGAAAGGCCAUUUAGACCGGCACAUGGCUAAACACACUGGACACAAGCCCUACAAAUGUGAUCAAUGUGGCUAUUCUGCUGCUCAGAAAAGUGACUUGGAGAAACACAUGUCUAAACACACCGGAGAAAAACCCUUCAUGUGUGAGAAGUGUGGAUUGAGGACGGCUGACAGGUCUCACCUAUCCAAGCAUAUGAAAAAACAUACAGGACAUUGAUUAUACAGAUGUGAGCAGUUGGACUAUUCUGCUGCACAUAAAAGACAUUUUGACCAACACAUGGCUACUCAUACUGACAAUAAACCCUUACAAGUGUGGCCAGUGUGACUUUUACUGCUGUACUUUAUACAACCACAUGGCUUAACAAGCUGCUGAGAAGCCGAGUAUGUAAGGGUAGUGCGGAUAGCAAAAUUAUCUACUGUGUCCCGCAUAUGAAAAACCAUGCAGGAAAGAAAUCACACAACUAGUUUGGCACUGACUUUUAGUCGACGAUACAGGUAAAACAAGUGUUACAAGGAAACAGAUUUGAUGAUUCUCCAGCAUUUAAAAUUAGUUUAGAUCUUCAGAUGGUUAAACAUUCAAACAUGAUAAACCCGUGAAUUGUGGAAACAGUACUGAUGACAGCUUUUCCUGUCUUACCAUAAAAAGAAGCGUACGUUUGAAAACCCCUUCAAAUGUUUCUUGUGUGUCAAAGUGACUGAUAUGUUUGUUAAGGUUAAAGUUUUUUUAUGUCACUGUAGAUAUAUGAUACUUGAUGUGUUGAUAAUGUUGUACAUUGCUCGUAUUACUCGCAUUUUGUUGUACAUUACUCGUAUUUUGUUGUACAUUUUUAGUAUUCUAUGGACAGGUUACCGGAAUACUUAUGUUACAUUUCGUACGCGAUGAAGAAAUAUCGAUACCGUACGUGUGUAGCACUAAUAAUAAAUAAUACUAGUAAUACUUGACUUAGUCCUCUUCGCCCACUCGGGAGCAUAGAGCCUCUGUGAGAAGUCUCCAGCGUUUAGGGUUCAUCGCUAUCUUCUUGGUCUCCGGCCAGGCUACGUUGGCUUUCUCAAGGUCUUUCCUCACGCCUCUUCUCCAGGAGAGGCGGGGUCUGCCUCUGUGACGUUUCCCCUGGGGAUUCCAGUCUAGGGCUGUUCUUGUUAUGGACGUUGGUGGUUUUCGCUGUGUGUGCCCAAUCCAACGCCACUUCCUUCUUCUAAUGGUGGUUUCAAUAGGUUCCUGGCCUGGUAUUUCCAGCAGUUCUUUAUUCUUGAUCUUUCUAGGCCACCAGAUCCCAAGGAGGCACCGGAGUCUUGCAUUAACGAACACUUGUAGUUUGUUCAUGUUACGAGUACUUCGUCAGUCCCCAUGUGUCGCAUCCAUACAACAGGACAGAUUUUACAUUGGUCUCAAACAGCCUGAGCUUGGUUUUCAGAGAAAAGCUUUUGGAUCUCCAGACUGGCUUUAGUUGGGCAAAUGCAGUUCUGGCCUUUACAAUACGGGUAUCCACAUCUUUACUGGAUCCUCCAUCCUUCUUUCCGCUGGUUGCUCCGGCAGUUGGAGACUUUCUCUUUGAGGUUUUCGUAAUCGGUUGUAUCCACCUAUGGGUGAUUGGCCCAAGGGCUUCGCGUGCACCAAUUGGCCUCAGGGAUUGUGGAUGUACUCCACGUUGCCCUGAGUUCACCCCUGCACCACGAUGAGGCACACUGACCCGGGGGACAGUGUGGGGACUGCGGCGAUGCUGCUAGCUCCCUAGGUGCUCCGACUUCGCAGGGGAAAUAAUACUAAUACUCGACAAAAAACAACACUCCUUCCCACUGUGAAGUAGUUCUUUAGACUUAGGU